UUGUUUGAGUGGAACAAAUUAAAACAACAAUGGAUCAAAACAAUCAAAUUUGGUAGAAUGGUUCUACCUUUUUCAGUGUAAACAAGGGUCAAGGAGUAAACUUCAAUAGAACCAGAAAGCAAAGCCUUCAAUCACAAAUCUUACUCAAAACCUGCAAAUUUUCUUAGAGCUUUUGAUUCACAAUCCUCAUCAAUUUCAAUUCAAUUUUAAUUCAAUUUCAAUAUACAAAAAAAAAAAGAGUAAAAAUGAUAAGAAAUAGAUUGCAAUGGCUGAACACAAUGGUUACAGAACCAUAUUAUUUCUUCCAUUUCCUCUUAUUCUUCUCUUACCUUCCUAUUCGUAUUUCUUCUUCUUCUAUCUUCCCUCCUCAUAUCUCCCUCCGUAUUCUUCGUCGUGAGAUUCAAGCUUUUCUUGCAUUUUCCAUUUUAGCUUUUGUCAAGAUGGUGAGAGAAGAAACAUGGGAGGGUUUUAUUGCUGAUGCUUUGCUUUUUGGGAAGGCUUUUCUUUUUCUGCUUGCUCUAUAUGUGGAUUACCAUUUGGCUUUAUGGUACAUGCUGGCGUUUUUAGUGUUAUAUAUAGUAACACAGCAACCUGCAUUUCCAGUACUAGGUGCAGUGAAUAGUAUGACACCUUUACAGUUGGAAAGUACACUGAUUGAAGGGAACACUUCAAGAUUUUGGCUGGUUGAAUUUCGUUCGUUGUGCUCAUCAACUUGUGUACGACUCAGUCGCAACUUUCCCGAACUUUCUAUCACAUACACAAAUAAGCAUUUGUCGUUUGGUUUAGUUGAUCUUGGACUUUUCCCUAAUGUAGCUGAAAAAUUCGCAAUUUCCCUUACUGGAAAUGUGGGGCUUCCGACAUACAUCUUAUUUGAAAACAGUUCCGAGAUUGCUCGUUUCCCAGGAGUGGAUUUUGUAGCAAAAGGUUUCCAUCCCCCUAUUACAAAGGAAUAUUUGGCGCGACAUUUCGAUCUUGAUCGGCUUUUUCUUGAAUACUUGAAUAGCAAAUAGGCAUAACUUAGAUUUGUAAGCUACCAUGUUGUAUACUAGAAGUUUUGUACUCUACAAGAUGUAAUCAUUUCUUUUAUUCAUUAUUGGAAACCACCAAGAGUUGCCUUUGUUGCAACUAUAUAUGGAUAUGGAGUACUUCCAGAGUUUUGUAAACCUUGUUUUGUAUCUGGGAUUGUAUCCCCUAAUAUGCAGUAUUCUUUUAUCACUAUGAA
Messenger RNA from Amaranthus tricolor (Joseph's coat), 1222 nucleotides. RefSeq lists its product as uncharacterized. The record is from RefSeq and is a predicted model, not a curated record. The transcript is spliced from 10 exons. Bases 246 to 1010 code for a protein of 254 amino acids. Lineage: Eukaryota; Viridiplantae; Streptophyta; Magnoliopsida; Caryophyllales; Amaranthaceae.